Molecule: messenger RNA, 11101 nt
Organism: Manis javanica (Malayan pangolin)
Lineage: Eukaryota; Metazoa; Chordata; Mammalia; Pholidota; Manidae
Gene: PCSK5
Product: proprotein convertase subtilisin/kexin type 5
Biological process (GO): peptide hormone processing
Cellular component (GO): Golgi membrane; trans-Golgi network
Molecular function (GO): serine-type endopeptidase activity
Source: RefSeq, a predicted model, not a curated record
CGCUGCUGCCAUUGCCACUCACACUCCCCACGCGCUGCUCGGAGCCCGAGGGAGCGAGGGGAGCCAGCUAGCGGGCGCUUGAAACCCGAGCCAGCAGAGGGGGCGCCCGGCCGCUGCCUGCACCGCCGCCUCCGCCGCGCUCCGCGGCCCAGGGAGGAGCGAGGGCGAGGCGGAGAGUCCAGGAGUUGAGCAGGGCGAGACCUAACUGCGGGAGGGCGCCGGCCCCACUCAGCAGCCUCCUGCACCCGAGCUGGGGAGAGCCCGCUGACCGCCUUGCGGGCCGGAGAGCAGGGAAACCGGGUCCCCGCAGUCCUAGGGAUGGUCUAGGAGCUGGCGCGGGGGUCGCUGCUCUGCUCCCCGCCGGGGCUCGCCCCCUCCUGCUGAUCACCCAGGGCUGCGAGCCGCGGCGGCCGGGGGCUGCGCGCCUGGGCGGCGCAGGCCGGAGAAGUUAGUUGUGCGCGCCGUUUAGUGCGCGGAGCGAGCCAGCGAUCAAGGGAGGCAGCGAAGCGCUGGGGCCAUGGGCUGGGGGAGCCGCUGCUGCCCGGGACGGCUGGACCUGCUGUGCGUGCUGGCGCUGCUCGGGGGCUGCCUCCUCCCCGUUUGCCGGACGCGCGUCUACACCAACCACUGGGCAGUCAAAAUCGCCGGCGGCUUCCCGGAGGCCAACCGCAUCGCCAGCAAGUACGGAUUCAUCAACAUAGGACAGAUCGGGGCCCUGAAGGACUACUACCACUUCUACCAUAGCAGGACGAUUAAAAGGUCAGUUCUCUCGAGCAGAGGAACCCACAGUUUCAUUUCAAUGGAACCAAAGGUGGAGUGGAUCCAACAGCAAGUGGUAAAAAAACGGACAAAGAGGGAUUAUGACUUCAGUCGUGCCCAAGCAACUUACUUCAAUGAUCCCAAGUGGCCAAGCAUGUGGUAUAUGCAUUGCAGUGACAACAUGCAUCCCUGCCAAUCAGACAUGAAUAUCGAAGGUGCCUGGAAGAGGGGCUACACGGGGAAGAACAUAGUGGUCACCAUCCUGGAUGAUGGCAUCGAGAGGACACAUCCGGAUCUGAUGCAGAACUACGAUGCUCUGGCGAGUUGUGACGUGAAUGGGAAUGACUUGGACCCAAUGCCUCGUUAUGAUGCGAGCAACGAGAACAAGCAUGGGACGCGCUGCGCUGGAGAAGUGGCAGCUGCAGCGAACAACUCACACUGCACCGUGGGAAUUGCCUUCAAUGCCAAAAUCGGAGGAGUUCGGAUGCUUGAUGGAGAUGUCACAGACAUGGUGGAAGCGAAGUCGGUGAGCUUCAAUCCCCAGCACGUGCACAUCUACAGUGCUAGCUGGGGCCCAGAUGAUGACGGCAAGACCGUGGAUGGCCCAGCUCCGCUCACUCGGCAGGCUUUUGAAAAUGGCGUCAGAAUGGGGCGGAGAGGCCUUGGCUCUGUUUUCGUCUGGGCAUCAGGAAAUGGUGGGAGGAGCAAGGACCACUGCUCUUGUGAUGGCUACACCAACAGCAUCUACACCAUCUCCAUCAGCAGCACAGCCGAGAGCGGAAAGAAGCCUUGGUACCUGGAAGAGUGUUCCUCCACGCUGGCCACAACCUACAGCAGCGGAGAGUCCUAUGAUAAGAAAAUAAUCACUACAGAUCUGAGGCAGCGUUGCACGGACAACCACACGGGGACGUCGGCUUCGGCCCCCAUGGCUGCGGGCAUCAUUGCGCUGGCCCUGGAAGCCAAUCCGUUUCUGACCUGGAGAGACGUGCAGCAUGUUAUUGUCAGGACUUCCCGUGCGGGACAUUUGAACGCUAAUGACUGGAAAACCAAUGCUGCUGGUUUUAAGGUGAGCCAUCUGUAUGGAUUUGGCCUGAUGGAUGCAGAAGCUAUGGUGAUGGAGGCAGAGAAAUGGACCACUGUUCCCCAGCAGCACGUGUGUGUGGAGAGUACAGACCGACAAAUCAAGACAAUUCGCCCCAACAGUGCUGUGCGUUCCAUCUACAAAGCUUCAGGCUGCUCCGAUAACCCCAAUCAUGACGUCAACUACCUGGAGCACGUCGUUGUGCGCAUAACCAUCACCCACCCCAGGAGGGGAGACCUGGCCAUCUACCUGACCUCACCCUCUGGAACCAGGUCCCAGCUCUUGGCCAACAGGCUUUUUGAUCAUUCCAUGGAAGGAUUUAAAAACUGGGAGUUCAUGACCAUUCAUUGCUGGGGAGAACAAGCUAUAGGAGACUGGAUCCUUGAAGUUUAUGAUACUCCAUCUCAGCUGAGGAACUUCAAGACUCCAGGUAAAUUGAAAGAAUGGUCUUUGGUCCUCUAUGGCACCUCUGUGCAGCCAUACUCACCAACAAACGAGUUUCCUAAAGUGGAACGUGUCCGCUAUAGCCGAGUCGAAGACCCCACUGAUGACUAUGGUGCAGAGGAUUACUCAGGUCCCUGCGACCCUGAGUGCAGUGAGGUCGGCUGUGAAGGACCAGGACCGGACCACUGCAAUGACUGUUUGCACUACUACUACAAGCUGAAAAACAAUACCAGGAUCUGUGUCUCCACCUGCCCCCCUGGCCACUACCACGCUGACAAGAAGCGAUGCAGAAAGUGUGCCCCUAACUGUGAGUCCUGCUUUGGGAGCCACGGUGACCAGUGCCUGUCCUGUAAAUAUGGAUACUUCCUGAAUGAAGAAACCAAUGGCUGCAUGACUCACUGCCCUGAUGGAUCUUAUCAGGACACCAAAAAAAAUCUUUGCCGGAAAUGCAGUGAAAACUGCAAGGUCUGUACAGAAGCCCACAGCUGCACGGAAUGUAGGAGUGGACUGAGCCUGCAGGGCUCCCGGUGUUCCGUCACCUGUGAAGAUGGCCGGUACUUCAAUGGCCUGGACUGUCAGCCCUGUCACCGCUUCUGCGCCACCUGUGCUGGGGCAGGUGCUGAUGGGUGUAUUAACUGCACAGAGGGCUACUUCAUGGAGGAUGGGAGGUGCGUGCAGAGCUGUAGUAUCAGCUAUUACUUCGACCACUCUUCAGAAAAUGGAUACAAAUCCUGCAAAAAAUGUGAUUCCAGUUGUCUGACAUGCAAUGGUCCAGGGUUCAAGAACUGUACAAGCUGCCCCAGUGGGUAUCUCUUAGACUUAGGAAUGUGUCAAAUGGGAGCCAUCUGCAAGGAUGGAGAAUACACUGAUGAGCACGGCCGCUGCCAGAUCUGUGAAGCCUCAUGUGCCAAGUGCCGGGGGCCAACCCAGGAAGACUGCACGGGCUGCCCCAUCACAAGGAUUUUUGAUGAUGGCCACUGCGUUUUGAACUGUCCUUCAGGGAAAUUUGAAUUUAAGAACCAGUGCCACCCAUGCCAUUACACCUGCCGAGAGUGCCAAGGAAACGCGCCUUCCAACUGCAUCUCCUGUGGAGUAGAUAAGUACGGCUGGGAGCGCUUUUUGUACCAGGGAGAGUGUCGGAGGAGCUGCCCAGCAGGCCACUACCCUACUGAUGGGCACACCUGCCUGCCCUGCCCAGACAACUGUGAGCUUUGCCACAGUGCACACAUCUGCAUACGGUGCGUGGGUGGCUACUUUGUAGUGCCCACCAAUCAUACCUGCCAGAAGUUAGAGUGUGGACAAGGUGAAGUCCAGGACCCAGACUAUGAAGAUUGCAUGCCCUGUGAAGAAGGAUGUCUGGGAUGCAGCGUGGAUGACCCAGGAAGCUGCACAUCAUGCACUGUGGGGUAUUACAUGUUUGAACACCAUUGUUACAACACCUGCCCAGAGAAGACCUACAGUGAAGAAUUUGAAUGCAAAGCAUGUGGUACCAACUGUGGCGACUGCGACCAGAACGAGUGUCACUGGUGUGAAGAGGGCUUCUUUCUCUUUGGCGGCAAGUGUGUGAGGAAAUGCGGCCCCGGCUUCUACAGCAAUUCAGGGAUGGGGGAGUGUGAGCCCUGCCACCCAGCCUGCAAAACCUGCACAGGCCCUCGCUACGACCAAUGCAGCAGCUGCCAAGAAGGACUGCAGCUGCUGCAGGGGACAUGUGCGGGUCCAGCCCAGACCCAGGGGCACGGCAAAGUCUGGAAUGAGCCUGUGCCCACUGCCAGCCCAUCUUUGGUGAAGAGCCUGCUGCAGGAGCGACGAAGGUGGAAGUUUCAAACCAAAAGAGACAUUUUAGGAAAACAACAGCCUUGUCAUUCUUCUUGUAAAACCUGCAAUGGAUCUGCAACCCUGUGUACUUCCUGUCCAAAAGGCACAUACCUGUUGGCUCAGGCCUGUGUUGCCUCCUGUCCCCAAGGCACAUGGUCCUCAGCGAGGAGUGGCACCUGUGAGAACUGUACUGAGGACUGUGCCUCUUGCUCUGGAGACAACUUUUGCAAAAAGUGCUGGACUCAGCCAGACCGCCCUCUCUUCCUCCACCAAGGCAGGUGCUACACCAGAUGCCCUGAGGGCUUCUAUGCAGAAGACGGCACAUGUGAACGCUGUAGCUCUCCUUGCAGAACGUGUGAAGGAAAUGCCACCAACUGCCACUCCUGUGAAGAAGGCCUCGUCCUGGACCACGGAAUGUGCCACGAAAGCUGCUCCAAGAGGCACGUGGCUGUGGAGGGGGAGUGCAAGCAGUGCCCAGAGAUGUGCGAGGACUGCAUCCAUGAGAAAACAUGCAAAGAGUGUAUGCCUGACUUCUUCCUGUACCAGGAUGUGUGCCAUCAGUCCUGUCCCAACCACUUUUAUGCGGAUGCAGGCCAGUGUGUCCCCUGCCACGAAGACUGUCUGAAAUGCAGUGGCCCCUCCGAGGACGACUGUGACCUGUGUGCUGACACAUCCUCAGUUCUCUACGAUGGGUGGUGUUUGGACGAGUGUCCAACAGGAACUUACUAUGAAAAAGAGAUUAAGGAAUGCAAAGAUUGCCACAAGUCCUGCCAGACCUGCUCAUCGUCUGGGAGCUGCACGACCUGUCAGGAAGGCCUGAGGGUGGACAGCCAUGGACAGUGUGUACCUAGCAAGGAAUGUGCCGCCGCCGAGUACUGGGAUGAGGCAGCCCUGGGAUGCAAGCCUUGCCACGCCAAGUGCUUCCGCUGCAUGGGGCCCUCCGACGACCAGUGUCACACCUGCAGGAAGGAUAGCCUUCUUCUCAACACAACCUGCGUGCAGGACUGCCCUGAGGGCUACUAUGCUGAUGAGGACAGCCACCGGUGUGCCCCCUGCCACAGCUCUUGUAGGACAUGUGAAGGGAGACGCAGCACACAGUGCCUCUCCUGCCAGGCGGGCUGGUUCCAGCUGGGAAAGGAGUGCCUGCCGCAAUGCAGGGAAGGAUAUUAUGCAGAAAAUUCCACUGGAUGGUGUGAGCGGUGCAGCAAGAGCUGCAAGGCGUGCCGGGGCCCACAGCACACAGACUGCCUGUCAUGUGAUACACUCCUCUUUCUGCUGCGCUCCAGGGGAGAGUGUCACCGCACCUGCCCAGAGCAUCACUAUGCAGACCAAAGCACACAGACAUGUGAGAGGUGCCACCCAACUUGCGAGAAAUGCAAAGGAAAAGGAGUGUUCAGUUGCUUAUCCUGUGUGUGGAGUUACCACCUAGUGGAAGGAAUCUGCAUCUCAGACUGUAUGGUGGGAGAAUACAGAGUGGGAGAGGGGGAGAAAUUUAACUGUGAAAAAUGCCACGAGAGCUGCAUAGAAUGCAAGGGACCUGGCACGAAUAACUGCACCGUGUGCCCCACCAACCUGCUGCUGCACGCGGAUGACAGCCGCUGCCUGCCCUGCUGCAAUGCCUCCGAUCCCACCCAUACGCAGUGCUGCAACUGCCACGACACCACAGAUGAGUGUGUCCUUCGAGCAAAUGAGGUGGGGCCUGCAGCCGAGCAUUCCAAGACAGCUCUGUUCAUCACCUCCUCCAUUAUGCUGGCGCUUCUGCUUGGGGCAGCCGUGACCGUCUGGAGGAAAUCGCGGGGCCGAGUCCAGCCCAGGGUAAAGACUGGCUAUGAGAAGCUGGCUGACCCCAGGAAGUCUUAUUACUCCUCUAAGAGCAGCCAUCUGCAGAGCACCAGCUUUGAAGAGGACGAGGUGAUUGAGUACAGGGACAGGGACUAUGACGAGGAUGACGACGACGACAUUGUCUACAUGGGCCAAGACGGCACUGUCUACAGGAAGUUUAAGUAUGGGCUGCUGGAUGAGGAGGAGGAAGACCAGCUGGAAUACGAUGAUGAGAGCUACUCUUACCGAUAAAUAGAUGCCGCAGCCACCCCCACCCCCAUUCUGCUCACAGGCAUAUAUGUGACAUUUACAGUUUUGGGAUUUUAUCUCCACACACCUGGCUGAUACGUGGGUGUCUGUCUUCUUACCCACGAGUCCAAGUAGCGUACAUAAGAAUGCUGAGUGUUUUGUUCUUCUUUUGUGUGGCUAAACUUAAUUAACCAUAACUGAAGAACAAGGAUUUAAUUUAGAGGGCUUUUCCUCAAAACCGUAUGUCAAGACACAAAACACCUCAAGCAAAAAAAAUGAGAUUUAUGCAAACUUUAAUGUGAUUUUAGAAAAAGGAAAUGGGCCUGUAGGAAUUCUGUUUCUCACCUGUGCUGUGGAGAUAUCUGCUGCCUUCUGGAUCCUGAUAUUUCUAUAAACUAUUUUAGGAGAAUAAAGAGAUGUAAGAGUUGUUUGUCUGAGGGGAUUUUUCUCCCCUGUCGUUUCUCUUUAGGCAGAGAUUCAGCCUGUGAGGGAAAACUAAAGAGGGUUGUCCUCCUCAUUGCCAUUUAUUGAUCGACUCCAGACUGGCCCUGGUGAGCAGAAGAGGUCACCUCUGCUCUGGGUACUUGCAGCCCAUUUAGAGAUGAGGAAAGAAAAGGGAAGUAGCCUGCCAGCCAAGGAACCACAUGUUUGCUGACCUCUGGUUCCUCUGCAGUAACCCACAGUCAUGAUUCCAGGGACAGAGCAAAUUCAGGCAGGAGAUAGGCAGUAGCAAGCCCAGGAGGGAAACCAGUAAGUUUCCAAGGUAUACACAUUACCUCCUCAUGAUUUGCUGAGAACUUUUCUGGUUGGAAGCACCAGCAAAGACAUCAAGUAAUAAAAGAAAAAUGGCAGUUUUAAGCUAACAUAAAAUGGGAUGAAAUGACAAAACCUUCAUCUACUCUGAAAAAAGCACUUUAGCUGCUAAAUCGAAGCGUUUUCAUCAGCAGCCUGCAUGUCACAGGACUGUGGACAUUCCAUAGGAAGAGUUGGAAUAGACAGAGAAAAUCCCAACAUCCUGCUCACAAACUCAAUCCAGCUGCUGACCCGCCUUCCAACACUCUGAUCUCUGUGAUGUUUUUUCUCAGACAUCUUGGUUUCCCUUUUCCACUCUUCUGUCAAGUACACUCUUGGAUUUGUGCACCUGGGACAGUUUUUCUGCAGACAGUGAUACACAGAGAGGGUUUUUGCUCCACUCUUGAUUUCCUUGUGCCUAACACAGACAUUAGAGGCACUAGUACUAGUAAUGGGCCACCAGAAAGUGACCUUUUCAGAUGGUGAUCAUCAUCAUCAAAAAAAAAAUAUUGCUCACCUGCUCUGUAUUGGUACUGAGCUAAGUAAUUGCUUUCUAAAAAAAUCACCCUCUACUUAAUACCAUAACUUCAUGAGGUGGGUACCAUGAGUACCCUGUUUUUAUAGGAAACCUUUGACUUUCAACAGGCAACUAGCCUAAGGUCACAAAAAGCUAAUCAAGACUGAAGGAAAAAGAAUGCCCCUAAAGUGCAUGUUCUUAAUAACUAUGCUAUACUGACAUAAAGUGGGAAAGAAGCAUCCAAAGUACAGUGAAGUCGUGUCUAUUAUUUUAUUUUAUGAUAUGACAACUUUAUUACUUUUACUAAAUUCAUGCAUUUUCUUUUAACAUAAUGGUUCACUAACACAGGAAACCUCUGUAAAAAAAAAAAAGUCCUCAGUUUACUGAAGGCCUCGGUGUUUCUUUAGGGGAAAGUCCUUAAAACAAAGGCUGGCAAACUUUCUCUGGAAAAAGCCAGAAAGUAAAUACUUCAGGCUUUGCUCAGCUGUCAAUUCUGCCGCUGUAGCACAAAUGCAGCCAAUCCAUCACAGAUGUGUGGGCUGUGCUCCAGAAAACUUUAUUUAUGGACACUGACAUUUGGAUUUAAGAUAAUUUUCACAUAUCAUAAAAUACUAUUCUUCUUUGAUUUUUUUUCUUCAAUCACUUAAAAAUGUAAAACCAUUCUUAGAGCAGUAGAAAAACAGGUGAUGGGCCAGACUGGCCAACAGAUGUGGUUUGCCGACCCUCUUUUAACAAAAAUUCUCAAGAGACCAUGUGUAUGUAACACGCACAUGAUACAUUCCCAAAAUUUUUGGUCAUUUAAAAUCAUCCCUUCAAAAUCUAUGUGAAGCUCUGAUAGUUUCCUUUUCAAUUCUUAGAAACAAAAAUGCACGUAACAGAGCCACCAUAACAAUGGAAGAAUUUAUCAUCUCUUGCUGUGUAAUUAUAGAGUCUAUGGCCUGUGAAAAUAAGUAAUUCUGUUUAUAUUGUGUUGUUCAUCUUCCCUGAUAAUUCGAAAGCUUUGAUAGACUGAGUUUGACAUGUCUUUGUGUAGCCUGGAAAUCGUUUUCCAAGACAAAUCUGUGUUUAUGAUGCACAGUGAAAGAUUAAAUGUGGUCGAGACAACCUUGAAUCCUAAGAAAAAUUCUCUUGUUGUUACUCUAUGUGAGCCUCAAAGGAAGACUUGUGCAGUAGUGUUGGUAGUUUGACAUCUUUCUUCUUUUGUUCUUAGUCCUGCCACACUGUUCUCAUAGUUUUGAAUACUAUGCUAACAGCUGACUAAACAGAUAAAUCUGUAGUUGGAAAACAAGUCAGUUUUUUGGUUAUCUGUUUGCAAAUUACUUGGAAAUAUCAAGAGAAUCCUUGUAGACUGGAAAUACACCAAGAGGCUUGGAAGGUUCCAGUUCACAAAAGUAAUUUUAAAAUUGGAAAUAAAAUUAAAUCAAGACCAGAUAAUGUUAUGGGGACUUGCUUAUUAAUGUACUAUUUCUGAGCUCUUUUUAUGCGUUAUUAUUAUGCUUUACCAAGAAAUACAAAACAAUAAAAGACUGCUAUUUUUUCUUCCUUUUAAAUUUCUACUGCCAAAUAACUAAAUUAGUCAUAUCAGUUAUCGAUUCAAUGUGUCUUUCAGGCCUAUCAUCACUGACUCAAUUAAGCCCUAGCCUUUGUCAUCCAGACCUUUCCUACUUCCUCCUGAAUUAUUGCUGAACUUUUUUCCUUCCAAUUUAUCCUCUACCCUGCUAUCAGUCAUUUAUAGGGUCCAUUGGAUAAUCACAUUCAAGGCUUCCUGUCACCUUCAGUGAUUAUGACAUUCAAACUUUGCAAGAUACAGCCACCUGCCUGUCUCCAGUCCUCCCACCCACCAGAUCCUAGCCUCUCCUACUACUUAGCUUACCCAUGUAUACUCCCACAGCACUGAAUUGCUUCUAAGUUCUCCAGGAUAACAUCCUGCUAAUAUCUCAUGUUCUUGGGCAUACGCUGUUCCCCUUCUUUGACUAACUGGAACAUUUCUGCCCAUCCUUUAAAUCAUCUUCCCUUUACCUCUUCUGGGAGGUCUUCCGUGACCUUCUUGGAGAAAGUUAAUCAUUAUCUUACCUCUUUGCAACCUAGAUACUCUGUGCAGACAGCUUUGCACUUCACAUUGUGAUAUAAUUGUUGAUCAGAUAUCUGUCUCCACUAAAAAGUGUGUAUUCCUUAGGGCCACUACUAUUUCCUUAGCACAGAACCUAACACAGUGCCCAGCAUUUGGUAAACAAUCAAGAAAUAUUGUUGGAAUUGAAUUUAAGAAGACUGGACUCACAUAUAUGAAACAAUUACACAAUGAUAGAGACCACAUGCUGUAUUAUGCAAGUCUAUUUGGUCCUCAGUUAAAUGUUCAGUGGGAAAUGGGGAGGAGACAUGGUGUAUGUUAAUUACAAGAUAACUGCAAAUUAAAACAUGUAGGGAGUGGCUUCACAGGAAGAGGGUUCAUGCUUGGACUUGAUCUGAAAAUGAAAAGAGGCUGUAGAGGGUAUUCCUUGAGGAAGUCACUGGAGUUAACAAGGUGUUGAAUUGACCUUUAUGAUAAUCAUAGCAAAAUAUUAAUUCAUCAAGUGUUUAUUAAGUAUUUACCAUGUGCCAGGCACUGUUCUAGAUAGAAAUGACAGCAAAUGGAAUCAGUCAGAACUUGAGGAACCUGCAGUCUAUUUAGGGAGAACAAAAUUAAUAAUAGCAAGACAACUACCAUUUUCAAUGCUGUCUCUUGGCCAGACACAGUCUUUGGCAUUUUUCUCAUUAAAUGCCUCUCAUUAAUUAAUCCCAACAACACUAAUGCUCUAGAGUAAUGGCAGGAUCCCUCUUUACAAAUGAGGAAAUGGAGGCUCUGUGAAGACUCAAAGUACCGUCAGGGUGUUUGUGAGUGGGAGUGGUCCAACUAGGACUGAAAUCUAGGACUCCAGUCCAUAUUCUUUCUGCUCUACUAUUCUGCUUCCAACCCAAGAAUGAAUCUUGCUUCCUCAGUAUCCCUGGAUCUCACUCCUUUGGAGAUUAGUUUUAGCUGGAGAAUUUGCCAUAAUAAUGAAUCACCAGAAGGGGAUGCAGAUGAAGCACCUGUGGGAUCCUGCCAUCCAGGUCCAUCAUCUGAGGUCAGUGAUUAAAGAAAUAAUUUUAGGUAAUUGUGAGCAUUAACUAGGUAGAACAAUAAAUUGACCCAUUAAAAAGUAUUCAUGGGAGAGUCUACCAUAUAAAAGAAAAAAAAUCAAGAAUUAAGAAUCUCUGAAUACGGAUUCAGGAGUGGCAUCAACUGGGGGAAAAGACUGCUAUUGAGACAAACCGAAGAUUAAGUCUUUGGGUGUUUAAUACAUACAUUUGACCUUGGAAUAGGCCUGUCAAAAUCUGUUCAGAGUUAAGGUCUACUUCAACACUUACGAAAAAAAAAAUUUCUAAAUCGACUACCCAAUCGAAAUACCAAGUUUAGAUGCCAUCAGUGAAAUAAGUGAUAAUCUGCAUUUUGCACUGAAAUGUGAUAAGUGUAAAUAUGUUGUGUUUCAAAGAGAAAUAUAAGAAUUCUAUCAAUGUAUGCUUGGCGCAGAGUUUGGAUCUAACUGAUCCCCACAUGCAAACACAUCUGAUGAUGAAUAAAUGAGAUCAAAAUGGAGGAUUUCACU